Messenger RNA from Alternaria incomplexa, 2874 nucleotides. RefSeq lists its product as uncharacterized. The coding region runs from base 1 to 2874 and encodes 957 amino acids. The record is from RefSeq and is a predicted model, not a curated record. NCBI's taxonomy places the organism in Eukaryota, Fungi, Ascomycota, Dothideomycetes, Pleosporales, Pleosporaceae. The transcript has a single exon.
AUGUCGACCGACGACACGCUGCCAUGGACGACUUCACGAUGCAAUCGCCUGCUGCGCCCACUCUCGUCCAAACUCGCGAAGCUGCGCAAAGAGCUUGAGCGACCACGAACCGUCAGCACCGAAUCGCGCAAUGCCUCCUCUGCUUUUGCGAUCAAAGGCUCUCCACAAAAGACGACCAACUUCACCCGCCCCGCGAACAAGCCCCGAGGCUUCGAGAAGGCUAGAGACCCAGACUGGCGGCCAGGCGCGAAGGCAGGGACGGGCAAAAAGACAACGUAUGGUGGCCGGGGUCGAGGAAGAGCGCCGGCAUUGCAGAGAAACGGUUCUGGCACGGGCAGGGAGAAUGUCUCUCGGCCGGGCGAGAUCGCGUUUACGCCUCUGAUCUCGAGGAUGGGCGGACAGUUGCACAGCAGCCCACAGAUUCCAAUCUCGCCCCUGCGCAAAUACUCCAAGAUCAAGGGCCCCCUUCUGGCUCCGAUGAAUCCGCCCGCGACACAUGUACCUGGCGAGAUCCGCAAGCUCACCCAGGGACUAUCCGAAGCCUACGCGAACAUCCUACAAUCGACUACAACGGGCGGUGAAGCGAGAUGGAAGGGCACAAGGUCGCUCAUGGGUGCUUGCUUGAGAAGGCUCCCGGCCUACAUCGAACUCGAAGAGCAUUUCGCAAAACUGGACAAGCUGGAAGAAGACGGCGAGGAGGAGAGGGACAUUGCGAAUGAGAUCUACGAACACCUCGAAACACAGUUCGAGCAAGAGCAUGGCCAGGGUUGGCGGCCUUUCAAAUGCGUUGUCCGGGCGCAUGCCACGACAUUGGUGUGCGAUGCUGUAACAGAUGAGGUGCUUGGCCUAGACAACGUGCUGGUUCUCGUUACGCAUUGUCUGAACUCCUCCGCUUGGGAUGAAGCUGAGAGGUUGCUGCUGGCGUAUGCACCGCUCCUGGAGUCUGUGUCUAUACCCAUCAACACGCGAGCGGACCUGUUUGACCCUCAAAAGUCGCCCUACCUGUAUUCCGUGAAGAGCUUUGUGCACCACACAGGACGCUAUCGCUUGCUCUACGAUCUGCUAGAACACAUGGUAGCGUUCGAACUUCUACCUCUCGAAUGGCUCGCGACAGACUCCAUGCGCCCGGUCUGGGACCGACUGGUUCGAACGAUCACCGAGAACGACCGUCGGACGCUUGCAAGUGCUUCCCGGUUUUUCGAAACGGUCACCCUUGCAAGUAUGGGAUUAUCGGAUGCACGACUUCUAGAAGAUGAAGUCACUGGAUCUGUGUCGAGACGAUUCGUGCCGUCAUCUCGAGAGGAGCUUCGACGCGCGCUAGACACUACCUUCUCGAGCCUACUCACUGUCUUGUGCAGCAUUGCUUUGGUCAACAAUAGUCGCGACGAUCCCGCAGGGAAAGAGAUCGUACGGAGAGUCGCAUCGGUGUUAGACUCGGUUGUCUUCGCUUUAUCUGCCCGUGAAGACAUCAGGGAUGAGCUGAAGCUUCUUGCGCCGGAGUCGGACGAUGUUCAGCUCAUGGCUCAGCGCGCUAUCUGGAUCAUAUUUGCAUCGUACCUGGUGCAUCUUGGGGGCUCUGAGAACCCGGGCAAAGCAUCACUAGAUUCCUCCACCUCCAUUGGACUCGUCAAUUGGGUAGUCAACCAAUAUUCAUCAAACAUCGUCAACCUUGCAUCAAUAUUCGCAACUAUUCCAGCCCUAAUCUCUUCGACCGCACGCGGUACGGGGCGCAUCUGGAAGGACGAUGGUUUCCACCAACUACAGCGACUCGUCUCAGCGCUGACGUCGAGCUCCGGUUGCAGACUACCCCAUAAGCUAUGGACCCUGAAGCGGCUCGCACUAGAAUCAGCCAGAGACUUUGCCCAUGGCACUGGUGAUGCUGAGCACAUGGCUUACGUACGCAAUAUUGAGAAGAUGAUGCAUACACAAGGCCGCCUAGUUAUCAUGCAAUCACCACAGAAGAACGAGUCGCCCACAGUCGGUGGCGGCUUCAGAUGGGAGGAGGGCAUUGGUGAAUGGGUCACCUGCACACCGUUCGCAAAGCAGAACAUUGAGCGCCAGAUAAAAGAGCCAGUCCGAGCAUUGGAACUCUUGCCAACUCCCGUACAGUCUGAAGAUGAGAAGACAGAAGCAUCUGAUAUUGAGGAUGGACUUCCGAGUGGCAUACCAGACACACCAGUGUGGGAAGUCACGGCUCUCGAAUACGACGACAACCAAAUACCACAAUCGUCGCCCAUCAAGAAGAGACCGCGGGUUUCCACCUCUUCACUCGGAAAACGAACUCGCGCACCAUCGCCAAAGGUCGUCAUAUCCAUGAAGCGUAUGCAUAUAACACCCCCCGAUACCCCACCAUUCAGGUACUACUCUGAGCUUCCUGAAGAGAAGCACGUCGGUCCCAGGCGGUCUCGACGUCCGAAACAAGAGUCCCAUGCAUCUGCUGCUCGACUGCGCACCCAACGUUCCAGAAAAUCACUUGAAAGUGGACUGCGCAAUCUUAGAAGACCUGUCUAUGCGGAACCAGCACUUGAGGUCACCGACACCGACACCGAGGCGUCCAGUUCCUCGCAGGAUGACUCAGGGGAUUCAUCAGUGUCGGUGGAGAGUGUGCGUAUCAAGACUGUUCAAACAAACUCUCGCUCGUCGGAGCGCACUCGCACACGCCGUUCCCUUCCGACCGUUCUUGCCUUCCACGAUGACGGCGACAUAUCUGAACGCGACGAGCUCGGCAGGACACCCGCUCGUCCUCGUCUCCCACUCCGCAAACGAACAAGCGUUCGCCAGUCCAUUCAGCCACGCACGCAGUGGAUGAACUCACGCAAAAGCAUAGUAGCAGACAGCGAUGACGACAGUCAAGACGAGCUGAGUUUCUGUUAG